CCAACACACCUGGCCCAGUAUAUCCUCUGCACACACACACACCGACUUCCCUUCACAUACACACCCACAGGGGAUAAUGAAAUGGCAUGUGUGCAGGCUGGAUGCCUCUACAGCAGCUUCCCCACAACUCCCUAUGUGGAGACAAGACCUACGUGCCUGACUCAGUGUGGGGUUCUUUUGCUUAUUUUCUGCUCUACGGGGUAAAGAUACCACUGAAAAUGUCAGAAGGCCUGCAUAAGACCCAGUGGGUAAGACCCAGAUUUUUUCAAAAUCUGAAAAACCAAAAUCUGAAACACUUCUAGCCCCUGACACAUUUCAGGUAAGGAAUACUCAGCCUGUACAGCUGACGCUUGGAACCUGUCGGGUUGGUUCCAGGACCCCCUGCAGGUACCCAAAUCCACAGAUGCGCAAGUCCCUUGUGUGAAAUUGCAUAUAUUCAAUAUGUAUUUGCAUAUAACCAAUGUGCAUCCUCCCAUGUACUUCAUCUGUAGAUGAAUCACAGUACCCAACACAAUGCACAUGCUUUUGUAAGCAAUUGUUGUACUGUGUUGUUUAGGGAAUAAUGGCAAGAAAAAGUGCGUACAUGUUCAGUACGGAUGCAAUUUUUUCCCCAAAGAUUUCCAAUUUGGUUGGUUAAAUCCACAAAUGCGGAACCCAUGGAUAUGGAGGGCCAAGUCUAAGAGAUCAAAUAGCAACUAGAAAAUCCUGUGUUCCACUGUCUCAUUCAUGAAAGGGGAUGUGGAAUUAAUUUUAGAAAUAUAAAAAUAUUCCAGUGGUGCGUGCCUUUCUUGACAUUCAACACAGUGCCGAAGUCACCCUCUGCGAGCCUCCCGCCUCUUGUGUUGGUGGACUAGAAGGAGGAAGGCCAGCUUUCCUGUAGCAAAGGAGACUAAGAAUAGGGUGAGCUCACUGAAAGCAGAAUCCUAAAGCUAGAAGAGGUUUCGGAGGUAACAUACUCAUUCCUGCUUUUUACAAAGGAGAGAAGAGUCUCCGGGAGGCUGGAGCGCUGGGCUUAGCUGGUAGGCAAACAGAGCUGACUUCCCAUCAAGUGAACAGCUCACAGGCCCUUUGAGGUUGCUGGCGCUCUCACGGGGCAGUCUUGUUCCAAGAUUUCUUAUAAAUGCGUUGAUAUUUUAUUGUUCAUGAAUUAUGGCUCGUUACUGCUUAUUUACUUCACCAUAACCACGAUAAUGAUGCUCCUCUUUUUGUUUCCCUUAUUCCUAGUGUUUGGGAUGGGACCUUCAGUGCUUUUCCCAGCACUGUCUUCAGUCUUUAGGACUAACCUUAAGAGGCAGCAGAGAGAGCUAUGCCAAAGAACUUGGGAAUCAGUGAAACGUACGACCAGGAAAGAACAGAGUGCUGAUGGUGUAGCGGUCAUCCCUGUCCUACAGAGAACACUUCACUACGAGUGUAUCGUUCUGGUGAAACAGUUCCGACCACCCAUGGGCGGCUACUGCAUAGAGUUCCCUGCAGGUCUCAUAGAUGAUGGUGAAACCCCAGAAGCAGCUGCUCUUCGGGAGCUUGAGGAAGAAACUGGCUACAAAGGGGACGUUGCCGAAUGUUCUCCAGCUGUCUGUAUGGACCCAGGCUUGACAAACUGUACCACACACAUUGUAACAGUAACCAUUAACGGAGAUGAUGCCGAAAACCUAAGGCCCAAGCCAAAGCCAGGGGAUGGAGAGUUUGUGGAAGUCAUUUCUUUACCCAAGAAUGAUCUACUGCAGAGACUUGAUGCUCUGGUAGCUGAAGAACACGUUACAGUGGAUGCCAGAGUCUAUUCCUACGCUCUAGCGCUGAAACAUGCAAAUGCAAAGCCAUUUGAAGUGCCUUUCCUGAAAUUUUAAGGCCAAAGAUGACGCUGGCCAUUUUUGUAAACGAGACCACCAGGCCUUCUUCACUAAGACUUUGUCUUCAACUUAGCUUAAUGUAGACUUGAAAUUAGCUUUUUCAUAAAAUAAAAGGAGCACAGAA
Saimiri boliviensis boliviensis (Bolivian squirrel monkey) is the source of this 1971-nucleotide messenger RNA. It is a transcript of the gene NUDT5, whose product is annotated as nudix hydrolase 5. Gene Ontology annotation, biological process: nucleoside phosphate metabolic process; ribose phosphate metabolic process. Lineage: Eukaryota; Metazoa; Chordata; Mammalia; Primates; Cebidae. Gene Ontology annotation, molecular function: ADP-ribose diphosphatase activity. The record is from RefSeq and is a predicted model, not a curated record. Gene Ontology annotation, cellular component: nucleus.